Schizosaccharomyces octosporus yFS286 is the source of this 3488-nucleotide messenger RNA. RefSeq names its product sulfite reductase NADPH flavoprotein subunit. Gene Ontology annotation, molecular function: FMN binding; sulfite reductase (NADPH) activity; flavin adenine dinucleotide binding. Gene Ontology annotation, cellular component: cytosol. The transcript has a single exon. The record is from RefSeq and is a predicted model, not a curated record. Lineage: Eukaryota; Fungi; Ascomycota; Schizosaccharomycetes; Schizosaccharomycetales; Schizosaccharomycetaceae. Bases 363 to 3377 code for a protein of 1004 amino acids.
CUUUUACUGAGAGAGUUAAUAUUCGUUAUAUGUGAAUACUACACCAAAGUACUAUUAAAAAUACAAGACAAAGUAACGAUCACGCAAGAUUUUGAUUUAUCAGGUGAUCGAAAUCGAUAAAUUCUUUCCUACUUUGUGUGUUUUUACUCUUUCCAACAUAGAGAAAAUCGCGGCGUUGUGAAUUUCUUCAUUAGGACUUUUUGGUGUUCAACUUUUGAUUAUUUUGGAGGAAGCCAUACGCACCCGCUGAAAAAAUUGAUUUAAAAUCCCCAUUUUCCUAAUACCAGAAAGAAAGGUUACGACCGAUCAUUUCAUAAAUUUCAUUUAAAUAUCUUUGGAUAUCAUCUGAUACAUUUUCAACUAUGUCUAACACACCAGAAAGCGUGGUGAAGUACGAUUCUUCUCACCAAGUGAUUGAGGAUAUUGUGUAUUCCCUUUCCAACCAUAUCUUCUCGUAUGCUGAGCACGUUCCUUUAAACCACUACUUAACUCAGUGGAAUAAGAGCGGUCGUCAAAACGGGUUCUCUAACGAUGUGGAGUUGUAUAAUUUGGAGGCUCGUUCUGGUGCCCCCGGAUUAUUAUUGGGAUCUUAUACAGCUGCCAUUUCCUCACCUGGCGUGUAUUCCAUGAUUACUCCCUCUAGUUCACUCUCUUUAAUGAAUCCUUUGAUCUCAAACAUUGGACUUUUCUAUGGCGCUAGCAAGCCUCUUGUUUUGCACGUUGCUGCCUUGGACUAUGUUGACCAAGCAUAUCGUACUGAUAAUACUAGUGUACUCGAUUUUGCUUAUUUGAACAACUUUACUGUGUUCACUUCUCAGUCGAAUGUGGAAGCCGCUCAUAUGGCUCUUGCUAGCACUAUCGCAGCCAAGACGAGCCCCACUGUCCAUGUUUAUGAACCUGAUGCAAUUGUUACAGCCCUGGCCCCUGGUCUUCCUAAUCUCGAUGUUGGGGCUGUUGUUGACUGCUUCAACUCGUUUUCCACCAACGAAGAUCCUGUUCAAAAUGCAGCAAAUGCUUUGACUCAUAUCAAUGACCAUUUCUCGACCAAUUACAAGUCAAUCGAGUAUGAGGGUUCUUCAUCUGCUUCCAAGGUCUUUGUUACUUUCGGAAAGACAGAAACUGCUGCUGUUCGUAACUUAUUUGCUGCUAAUCAAGACUUGGGAUUGCUUUCCAUACGUGCCUUUCCCUUUUCCGUCGAAGAUUUGCAUCGCAGUCUUCCUUCGACUUGUACAAAGAUUGUCAUCCUUUCUCAAGUCCGCUCAACAGCUGUCAGUUCCCCUUCUUUUUACUAUUCUUCUAUUUUGGCAAGUUUGCUAGACACUGAAACUCUUCGUUUUUCUGUCCAAGAGCACCGUUAUGCCGUUAAGGAAUCCUUGACUACUGAGUCUCUUUACAAUGCUCUUUCUGAUUCCUUGGGUCUCAACUACGCUCCCUCCAAGGCUCCCAAGGUAGAGAAGACAAUUAGUUUCUGGGAACUGGACUCUAAUGAAUAUAACGUUCCUAACUUGGUGUCUACUCACAGAACCGAUAAAUCCAGGUCUGUUGCUUUUCGUACCUUAUACGACAAUUUGGUGCUUGCAGGUGUUCGUUUUUCCACCGUCCAACUUUCGACUCAAAACGCUUUGCUCACUGACGUCGUUCAAGGUUUGAACGCAGAUAUUUCUGUGGUGGUGAAUGAUAAAAUACCCUCUUAUUAUAGAGUUUUAGCCAAUGCUGCUGAGCACUCUGUUUGUUUGCUUCAGACCACAGUCUCUCAUGAGGAGACAGUUUCUAAACUUCCUUAUGAGUUUUUGACUGAUAUAAUAAAUAAGCAUGUCAAGUUGGUUCUUGUUAAUCCCAAGAAAUUUGUUAUCAAUGGUUCUAAUUUACCAAUCUUGAGUGCCUAUGUCCAACUUUUCAAACCCGGAUUGAGUUCUGAGGAAGCAUUUAGUGUUCUUUGCAAGGAGAAGGGAUUUAACGAAACUGUUCGCAAUAGCGCCCUUGAUUCUUUGAAAGAGGCUUUGACUUUUGUGAAUGUUGAGAAAGCAGCAUUGGAAGCACGCGAACCUAGCGACAAGCAAUUGCCCACUCAACCUGUUGAAACGUCCUUCGGUCCUAACCCUAUUAAAUCUCUCGAAGAGGAAGUCGCACCACGAGCCACUAGUUGGGAGACUCUUGCUCAGCAAAUGAUGUUUUCUGAAGCUUAUAAUAAACAUGAUGCUUUGCGUCCUGAUGUUUCGGAACGCGUAUACACUGUUCGUGUGAAGUCUAAUAAGCGUCUUACGCCUUCUACAUACAACCGUAACAUUUUCCAUAUCGAGUUUGAUCUCGGAAACUCUGGAUUGACUUACGAUAUCGGUGAAGCUCUUGGUGUGUACGGUGUGAAUAACAAAGCACAUGUUGUCGAUUUUAUUAAUGAGUAUGGCUUAAAUGCCAAUGAACUCAUUCAAGUACCUUCUAUUUUCUACAAGGAUCACUGGGAAACCCGCACAGUAUAUCAAGCCUUGUCUCAAAAUCUAGACAUAUUUGGUAAACCAACAAAGAAGUUUUACGAGCAAUUAGCUCAGUAUGAAACCGAUGAAAAAGAACGUGCAGAUCUUGAUACUUUGGUCAGUCCUGUCGGUGCUCCCGACUUUAAGCGUCGCGCUGAAGUUGACAUGCUUACUUAUGCCGAUGUAUUGAAGGAAUUCAGACAGGCAAAAUUGAACGCAUCUGAUUUGGCCGUUAUCGUUCCUCCUAUCAAACGUCGUGAAUAUUCAAUUUCUUCUUCCCAAAGAAAGCAUCAGGAUAGCGUCCAUUUGCUUAUUGUCGUAGUUGACUGGAAGGAUGGUAUGGGACGUGACCGCUACGGUCAAUGUUCUCAUUACUUGUCAGGAUUGCAAGUUGGCGAUCCUGUCACUGUUGCCGUUAAAUCGUCAGUCAUGAAGUUGCCCAAAUCUCCCGAAAAGCCCAUCGUAAUGGCUGGACUUGGUACGGGAUUGGCGCCCUUCAGAGCAUUUUUACAGUUCAAGGAGUGGCAGCGACUUCAAGGCAUUCCUUCUGGAGACGUUGUGCUUUAUUUGGGUUCACGUACCCAGCGUGAAGAGUACUUGUAUGGUGAAGAUUGGGAAGCGUACCAUGCUGCCAAUUUAUUAACUUAUGUUGGACAAGCUUUUAGUCGUGAUCAACCAUACAAGAUUUAUAUCCAAGAUGUUAUGCGAUCUUCGAAAGAAUUAUUAAAGAAGACUUUGGUGGAUGAAGGAGGUUCUUUCUAUUUGUGUGGUCCCACAUGGCCAUUACCCGAAAUCACCAGUGUGCUUGAAGAGGUGAUUCAAAGUUCUUAUUCCGAAGCUGUUGAUGCUCGUAAGAUCAUUGAGCAGUGGAAGGAAGAACGACGCUUCGUAAUUGAAGUGUAUUAAAAAGAAAAUAACAUUACAGUGUAAUUAUAAAAUAGGAAUCCCACUUUUCUUCUCUCAUCAUUUAUUGUUAUGUUUUCUUAAAAAAUGCAGACAUUAUCAAAAAGGUUUAUU